GGAAAGACACCUCUAGCCGCGAUUUCGUCAGCGGGGAAAUUCAAGCGCUUUGCAUAUCCACGCUCGCCGUCUCACUGCCCCUGCCGUUUGCCUGGGCCUGGCCUCCACCCGCCCCCGGAUCGGGAGGCUAUAAAAUGGGAAGACGCGCCGGUCGGAGCGGAAAGGCAGCCUUUGACGGCCAGCAGGAACCGGGCGUCCGUCCUCUGCUCCGCGUGAAAAACCGCCCGGCUUCGAAGACCGCCUGCUCCGCGACGGUGGACAAAUGGCCGGUUGCAGCUCUCAGAGCCUCGGAGGCUCCCUGCUCUUCGUGGGAUGGCACCUAGUUCAAACUGCUCUUAGUACAACAGUGAUCCCGUUAUGUGGAGUAAAUAAGACUGAAAACUGUACAACUACUGUAGAAACUGUUCUACCUGUAACUCAGACGGGAAAACAGACAGAAUGCAAGCCUGAAUGGCAAAGCUUCUGUUUCAAUGGAGAAUGCAAAUACUCGGAGACUUUGGAACGAUAUUACUGCAGGUGUAACGAGGGAUUUAUUGGUGAAAGAUGUAGCCACUCGAAUCUGGAUCUCGUCAAACAGCCCUUGAGCAACGAAUACUUGGCAUUUACUAUUCUUAUGUGUCUAUUUUUCUUCAUUGCAAUUUUAUUAUCAAUAUACUUCUACAGAAGGUAUCUAAACAAGAAACAAAGGCUUGCUACAAGCAAAAACUAUAAAGAGGUUGCUACAGAUACUGAAAAAGACCACAAACUUCUUCAUGUGUGAAAUGAGGAUUCAUAUAGAAGCCAUUUAUUUAAUAAUUUUAACACAUAUUUUAUUAAUAUUUAUGUUUUAAGUGAAAGAAUUUCAAAAUCUUGAUCAGAGAAUAUAUGUGCAGGUCAAAAACACUAUUUUUAUAAAUGUCAUUUAUAUUUGUAUUUUAUUUUUUAUUCAAUGUUUUUAUCUGUGGAAUGUUUUCAUAAUGUAAUGCAAUGAUAUCUUGCAUUCACACCUGUGAACUGUUACAUGUAAAUGCAUGUAAAAUUUAUCUUCUACAUAUUUAAUGCACUACAAAAUACAAAAUGUUGCUGUUUUCUUCACUGGAAGAAAGGUUUUACUUGCAAAAGAUUAGAAGGGAUCUUUAUUUGUUAUAAAGAUGAAAUCUUCCUAAUCAUUCUAAUUAACUGUUUUCCUUAGAAAUAAGAACAGAAAGUGUUGUAUCAUAAACUUGUGCACUUAUUUAUUUCUUUAUUAAAGCAUUGUUUGCUCA
Python bivittatus (Burmese python) is the source of this 1244-nucleotide messenger RNA. RefSeq names its product proepiregulin. Gene Ontology annotation, molecular function: growth factor activity; epidermal growth factor receptor binding. The record is from RefSeq and is a predicted model, not a curated record. NCBI's taxonomy places the organism in Eukaryota, Metazoa, Chordata, Lepidosauria, Squamata, Pythonidae. Gene Ontology annotation, biological process: positive regulation of mitotic nuclear division; epidermal growth factor receptor signaling pathway; positive regulation of cell population proliferation.